This is a messenger RNA of Penicillium samsonianum, 558 nucleotides long. RefSeq lists its product as uncharacterized. The record is from RefSeq and is a predicted model, not a curated record. NCBI's taxonomy places the organism in Eukaryota, Fungi, Ascomycota, Eurotiomycetes, Eurotiales, Aspergillaceae. Bases 1 to 558 code for a protein of 185 amino acids. The transcript has a single exon.
AUGGAGCGGCCGCGCAGAUGGAGAGAGUUCAUCGUCGGCUUCUUGCUUGCUGGGUUGCCGGUGCACGGGGUGCUCAUCGCCUUGACUGUGUUGGCCGCGGACUGGUGGGAUGGAUUUUCCAAUGUGAUAGCCAUGGGAAUUUCAGUGGUAGUGCGAUGUAUAAUGGUAGCACAAAAUCAGGCCGGCAUCGAUGCGAAAAUCCGGAAAGCACAAGAAGCAGCCCCAAGUUACCCGGCUAAGAGAGCCAAGUAUGACGAGUCAAUGAAGAGACCCGAGAGCCUUUGCCAGGAGGGACGAGCCAUGGAGGAGGUCAAAAUACCCAUCGAGCCUCAAGACCCAAACAAAAUUGCCAAGGUGAUUGUGUUGACAGAGGACUCGAAGGUCAUCACUCUUGCAGUCCCCGCGUAUCUGCCGAAAUUGGCAUUUGCAGUCAAUCCCCAGCCACCGAACCGAUACAUGUAUCAGGCGUGCCAAUGGAUAGGGUGGGUCGAUUUUGCGGUGCAUGUCAUCAGUUCGGAAAGGCAGCUUUGUACACGCAAAUUGUCUCAGUGGUGGUGA